ACGGACAGCGCAGAGUCAGUCGUGCUUUAGCCAUUCACGAGUAACGAUCACAAGUAUUAAAAAAAAAGUAUAAUUAAUUUAUUACCAAUUAUCGCUAGUUUAAACUCAAUCUAUUUAAAAAUGGAAAAAUUGAUCGGACGAAUUUUAUUCUGUGGGGCAAUUCUGAAUCUCAGUUGGUCGAGUGCAAUCAGAGAGGAUAUCGCGGUCGUUCGUAUCUGCAAUGCCAGCGACCCCAUUGACGUCCACACAUUCAAUGACUACAUGAUGCAUCACAAGUUUAAUCACUUGGAAAAUCAGGCUCAGCAUCAACUCGCUUGCUUCUUAUUAUGCGUCUACAGUGAAUAUCACUGGAUGGAUCGUCAUGGCAGCUUCAAAGUUCACAACAUAAAAUCGUGGAUGUUGAGUGCUGAGCUCCCUGAAGUCGACACUGAAAUCAUUUUGCAAAUUUGCACGCAACCUGAAUUCUCAGAUCCGUGCAAUCGAGCCCGCCAGUUCACCGAGUGCUUCUGGUCUACUAAUCAGGGAAUUCCCAGAGCGAGCUACCAUCACACGUUUCAUUCGAUGAUUCGACAGGGAGAUUUAGUAUAGCCCUGGCUAUUGGUGCAGUUCCCCAGCUGUUCCAAUGCCCAUAAUUACUGAUGUGCCAGUUAGUUUGAAUAAUUAAUUGUUACUUCGUCGACGUUUGCUGCACCUGUACAUCCUCCUUAUCUUCUGGAUGUCUCGUCUACUGAACCCCUCGCGUUGCCCCAACAUGAUAUUCGUUCUCCCCUGGAAUACUUCGCCAAUGAGAUCCAAGAGGCCGUUUCCUUCCUGGGAGGAUCGUACAAUCAAGUUGUAAUAUGUUGGAUUAUGAAUCAGAUUACACACACAAUUGUAUUCAAUAAUAAACCUAAAGAGAUUAGAGAGGUACGAUCUUUACCACAAUAAAAAUAUUCAUUUGAUAAAGAAAUCAAA
Messenger RNA from Diachasmimorpha longicaudata, 954 nucleotides. RefSeq lists its product as uncharacterized. NCBI's taxonomy places the organism in Eukaryota, Metazoa, Arthropoda, Insecta, Hymenoptera, Braconidae. Bases 121 to 588 code for a protein of 155 amino acids. Gene Ontology annotation, molecular function: odorant binding. The record is from RefSeq and is a predicted model, not a curated record. The transcript has 6 exons.